Messenger RNA from Equus caballus (horse), 2937 nucleotides. It is a transcript of the gene SP100, whose product is annotated as SP100 nuclear antigen. Gene Ontology annotation, biological process: regulation of transcription by RNA polymerase II. Gene Ontology annotation, molecular function: DNA binding; DNA-binding transcription factor activity, RNA polymerase II-specific; protein binding. Gene Ontology annotation, cellular component: nucleus. NCBI's taxonomy places the organism in Eukaryota, Metazoa, Chordata, Mammalia, Perissodactyla, Equidae. The record is from RefSeq and is a predicted model, not a curated record.
UGGUUCAGACUUCCUGCUCAGGGCUCAGCAGCCACCCUGGACCCAGGCUGGGGAGACUGGAGGCUCAGAGGCCAAGCUCCAGUCCAGGCAGGGCCCUGGGGCGGCAAGAUGGCCAGUGGGGGCAGCAACUUCAGCGCCAGAAUUCCCAUCAGCAGAAUGUUGAAACAUCAGAUUACACACAUAUCCACAGAAGACAAGAACGCACAAGACAGGCUGUUCUAUGAGACUGUAUUCAGGCACUUCAAAAGACAUAAGGUGGAGAUUUCAAGUGCAAUUAAAAAAGCAUACCCUUUCUUUGAGGGCCUCCGCGACCGUGAACUCAUUACCAAUAAAAUGUAUGAAGAUGCUCAGGAUUCUUGUAGAAACCUGGUCCCUAUACAAAGAGUGGUGUACCAUGUGCUCAGUGAACUGGAGAAGACUUUUGAUGUGCCGCUUCUGGAAGCCUUGUUCAGCGAGGUCAACAUGCAGGAGUACCCCGAUUUGCAGUACAUUUAUAAAAGCUUCGAAAAGGCAGUCCAAGAGAAAAGGUAUCUCCAGGAAAGGGAAGGAGAACAGAUGGAGGAGAGGCCUAAUAUCCAGCUAAGACUUGAACAAGGAACUGGCGAAAACUCGCGAAGCCCAUCCUGGUCAGGUGAAGAAUCCUCGUCUUAUCACGGUACAGCCCCACCUGAAAAUGGACUCUCAGAGCACCUCCGUGAAACAGAACAGAUAAAUACAAACAGAAAAGAUACCACAAGUGACAAAAAUAAUGAACUAGAAAGCCAUCAAGCAAAUGAACAAUGUGCCCGAGAGUCUGAGCCAGCAGAGUCCUGUGAACAAGCACCUAUCCAAGAGAAUAAUGGAGAUGCAAGAAGGGAAACACCCAGCCCAGCGUCCUGUGAUGAAGAAACAGCACAGCUACUCAGCCAUGGAAUCCAACUGAAUUCCUGUUCUGUACAUCUGGUGGAUAUAAAGAAGGAAAUUUUUAACCCAGGAGAUGAAAGGCAAUCCCAAACAAGGGCUAACUCUAACCAGGCAUCUGAUGUAAUAGUGAUCAGCAGUGACGACUCUGCAGAAUCCAGCGAUGGAGAUGAGUUCUCAGAAGCUUCAACCUGGAUACUGAAAAGUUGCCCUGUGAUCAAUAACUUUGACUCAUUAGAAUCAAGAGAAGGAGGAGAGAUCCAAGAAGCCACCUGUUCACGAUCUCAGCUUACACCAGAGCUCAUGGAUUUGAGAAAAUUACCAACAUGCAGAAAAGGCCCUAGGAAAAGAUUGAUGGCAUAUAAAGACUCUUCAGAGUCCAGAGUGGAUGAGGCACCUCUGGGAGCCAGGAGCUCUGUCUGGCGAAGAGAUCCCGAUGAGGAGGAUCCUGCGGAUUUUGGAAGCAAAUCUAUUCUGGGGAUAAGUAAUACGAAAAGAUUCUUUCUGGAUAACAUACAGAGCUGCAAGAAGAAGAAGUAUGUGCAUACAAGCGCAAAGGGGAUCGGCAGUGAUGACUUUUCAGAAUUGAAUAAUGGAGAAGAGCCUCAGGAAACUUCUAUCUCAGCCCUAAGAAGUGGGUCAGGUGUUCCAGGAAGCCAAGAAGCAAGAACUGAGAAUAAUCAACCAUCUGACAUGAUGGAUACCAUGGAUAUUGGAAACAAUUCUACUUUGGGAAAACACAGUGGGAAAAGAAGAAAAAAGAGACGUUGUAUGAAUAAAAAAAACAGUCUCCGAAAAGUGAAAAAGAGAGGUGUAAAUAAAAUCCAAACUCUGAUGGGAAGAGUGUCAUGGAAAAGAGGCAGACCAAAAGGGAGAAAAACAGUCACCACUGGGCCUUUGAAAAGAGGCAGAAGAGGUCCAAGAAUUCCCAGAGAUGAAAACAUAAAUUUUCGACUUCCUGAACUUCCCGUGACCUGUGGUGAGGUGAAGGGAAUUUUAUAUAAGGAGAAAAUGAAGGAAGGAAUCUCAGAGAAGUGCAUCCAGAGUGAGGGUCAAAGCUGGUUCACCCUGAGGGAAUUUGAAGUCAAAGGAAACUACGGACCAUCCAAGAACUGGAAGCUGUCUGUGCGCUGCGCUGGAUGGCCCCUGAAAUUCCUGAUUGAGAAAGGAUUUCUACCAAACCCACCAAGAAAAAGAAAAAAGCAGGCAGUACCAGGAUCUCAUGAUGAUGCCUUUGUUGACCCUUAUCCACAAAACUCAAAUGAAUGUGAGGUGUGCUGUACAAGGGGACAACUGUUCUGCUGUGAUACGUGUCCAAGGUCCUUUCAUGAGAAAUGCCACAUCCAGCUUAUAGAUGUUGACAGGAACCCAUGGAGUUGCAUCUUCUGCAGCAUGGAGAUUAUUCAGGAAAGGUGCUCAGAAAACCAACAACGUCAUCAGGAAUCUGAGGUCCUGAAGAGGCAGAUGCUGCAUGAGGAGAAGUUGAAAUGUGAGUUCCUCCUCUUGAAGAUCUACUCCUGUUCAGAAAGCCCCUUUUUUGCCUCAAAACCAUACUAUAGUAAACAGGCAUUCUGGAGCCAGAGGAAGCCCAUGUGGUUGAACAAAGUCAAGAAAAAGCUGAAUAAGAAGAUGUAUGCCCGAGUGGAGGGGUUUGUGCGGGACAUGCGCCUCAUCUUUCAGAACCACAGGGCAUUUUACAAGAGAGCAGUAGACUGCAGACCUACUCCAUUCAACAAGAAAUAGAAGUGCAUUUUAAAGGCAACCAGUGUUUCUCUUCUCUAAAGGAAGAUACGAAAUUGAAUUUCUCAAAUUUCAAAAUCUUGGACUUCUUUAGAUCUGAAUUUCCUAGUGCUGUGUCAAAAAAUUAACAGAGAUUACCUCAAGGGGUGAGAAUGAAGGGAAAAAGAAGACACCAUGAAUUUACCUUAGACAUUUCUGUGCUAUCGUAUUGUUACAAGUAGUAUGUGCUGUGUUCAAAAUAAAAAAACUAGAAUUUUGUAAAAUCAAAUCAAUCAAUAAAUUUCUCAUGAAAAAUUA